This is a messenger RNA of Amyelois transitella, 3359 nucleotides long. RefSeq names its product heme oxygenase 1 (gene Ho). The record is from RefSeq and is a predicted model, not a curated record. Gene Ontology annotation, biological process: heme oxidation. The coding region runs from base 264 to 1013 and encodes 249 amino acids. The transcript is spliced from 4 exons. Gene Ontology annotation, molecular function: heme oxygenase (decyclizing) activity. NCBI's taxonomy places the organism in Eukaryota, Metazoa, Arthropoda, Insecta, Lepidoptera, Pyralidae.
ACGCUAGGUGGCAGCACUGUUUGUUUGCUUGGUGGGUGACUUUUACAUUUGUUUAGUGAUUUUUUUUUGUUCCUGCCCACUAUAAAUGUACCACUUUAUUUAAUGUAAUAUAACCACUGCGUUUUUAAUGUCCAUCGUUUAAUAUUUGUUCCUGCCAACAUUGGAAUUUUGUAUCUAAACUGUGUUUGGUUCGUAUCAAGGACCCACGCACAGCUCGCUGAAACCGACAACACAAACGAAUCUGGUAAAUUGUUGAUUGAUAGAUGAAGGAUACAGAGAAAAUGGAUGAACCAUUUACUACUCGUAUGAAGAAAGCGACGCGCAGUAUUCAUUCCAUUAGCGAUGCAUUGGUUCAAGCCAAGUUUGCCAUUGCUUUACAAGAUAAACAGGUAUGGGGUGAAGGACUGUAUUCAUUUUACCACAUCUUUUCUUUUCUUGAGGAUGCUAGAGACAGGCUUAACAUGCCUGAUUACAAUAGCUUGUAUGUUGCUGAGGAACUACUUAGAGCGUCAGAAAUUCGUGAAGACCUCUUCGAAUACCUGGGUGCAAAUUGGGUGCUGAUACCCAAAACGCCUGCUGUAGAAAAUUACCUCCUACACCUUGAAAACUUGGAGAAGGAUAACCCUAGAUUGCUGAUGGUCUAUGUGUACCACUUGUAUUUGGGCUUGCUCAGCGGAGGACAGAUUUUAGCUAAAAAGAGGAUGAUGUUUGACGAUGGAAGUUUAUCAACAGGUGUAGAAAAAUACAUAGAUAGAGUGGCAUAUUUCAAACACAACGACAUUGGUAAAUUAAAGAAAGAUUUAAAAGCAGCAAUGGAGCGGAUUGCUGAGAAAAUGACCCCAAGAGAGCAGGAUGAAUUCAUAAAUGAAAGUAUUCAUCUUUUUUUGAUGAAUAACUUGGUUAUCAACUCUGUGCCGGGGCAGGAUAUGGUUCUCAAGAAAUUUAUAUGCAAAGUUUCGGCUGUAGUCAUUGCUGUGGCAGGAGUAGCAUUUGCGUACACAAUGCAUAAGUAGAUAUGUGAAUUAAUUUUCAAAUUACAAUUUUAUGUAUGAUAAUUAUAGCGGCUGUACAUUCUCGCGCGAGUGCCCUCGCUAUUUCUCGCGCAAAUCUCGCACGACACUUUGCAAAUCACGGUAGCUGUAGCAAUAUUAUAAGUUAAGGCAUAUUUAUUACACACAAAAAAUAUUUAAAAAAUGGGCAUAAACGGAGGUGGAUUAUUACACGAAUAGUUAAAAGAAAAGUCGAUAAGGCAAUUUUAUAUAGGUAGAUUAAAGUAUCUACAUCCUUAUCCCUAUAAAUAACUAUGUCUGUUACGUUUUCACGCCUAUGCCACUGAACUGGUUUAAAUGAAAUUUGGUACAGCGACAGAGGUGACCCUGAGUAAAAACAAAGGCUGCUUUUUAUUUAAUUACAGAGCUUCGAUGGCAAUACAAUAGAAUUAGUAGCAGAACACGGCGCGAAUAUACAGGGAUGCACUCGUCGCCACUCGGGAGGGCUCUCGCCGAGAGUGUACAGACGCACUUAGAUAAUGCAUGCUGUGAGUUGUGUUGUAAUAGAUAAAAUCAAUGAAUUGAACAAAAUUAUUUUUCUACGAAAUUCAAAUGUUCUUUCAUUCUUUAUGUGAUUAUUAUUGUGGAAUUCAAUUAGGGCUUCCAAUACCGGGAUCCCGGAAUUGCUCAAUACCGUUAUUAGGCGUUUUUUGACCUGUUUUCAAUACCGGUUUCAAUACAGCAUUAAAAAAAAUAUAUGUUUAAUUUUAUUUCGUACUAGCGAACCACACUCGCUGAGCUCAAAUACUAUUCUACCUAAUGGUAAAAACCGCGUCAAAAAUAUAGCAACGCAUUUUUUUUACAAAGAUGUCAUAGAGAAGUUGCUUUUUAGGUGACUUUCUGUGAUCCGUCGCUUUAAAGCUUAGGAAACUUAAAGCUAGUAACUAUAGCUCUAAUUAAUUUGAAUUUAGUUAUAUGAUCCACGAAGUUGACUUAAGAUUAUUACAAAACGAUCAUCAAAGCCUUAACAUCAUUAAAGCUACAAACUGAGUCUGCACUUGACUUUGAAUUGUUGAACUUUGAUUUGUUAACGGUGGCAACGGAAGCAGCGAAGAUAUCCCUUUGUCUACCUUGAUCUGAUAUCUUGACAACCGAAAUACAAGUGGAAACUAGGAAUUGCACUGGAGGUGGCUGAAUACCGAAUUCAUAAUACCUAGUUAGAAUAUAUACUGAUUUUAUUAACUGUAAAACGUUGUUUAAUUUGGAAAAAGAAUAAAUGUUCCAAGGCGUUUUACGUAAUCUAUGUAGUUGAAGUUUGUUACAUGAAGUGAACAGUUCACUUAAUGACUUUGGUAACUUUUAUCCCUCCAAAAACAUAAGUUUUACAGAAUAACUAGUCUUUAUCUCAAUAGCGGAAUUGUAGUAUUAAUACGGAUAUUCAAUUUUUGUUCUGGUAUUGAUACCGGUAUUCAAAAAUCGGGUAUUUGGAAGCCUUGUAAGCAGUAGAGGAAUUUGAAGAUAAUAUAGGGGUGUGAUUUAGGGUAGCCCGGUAUUAAUAAAAUCGAACUUUAGAGAAACUCGAGCGCAUCAAAUUAUGACACUCUCAACGCAGAAUAGUGUAUAUUUUAAUAAUCUGACGGUUUGAAUGGAACCGGGCGAAAAUGAACAUUAAAAAAAUGUCACCUGGAAAUACUCGAGCGUCAAUUGAUUUUUUAUUUUGUUUUGGAGAAAUCUAGGGAUUUGAAAAAUAUAAUCUGACGGUUUUAAUGGAGCGAUGUAGGUAAACCAUAAGUACCUAACGUGUGGAGUGUACAGCUGCUAAGAUCUGUGUAUUUGCCACUCGGCGUCAAUUCCAUUUUACUAUUUCCCUAGGAUUUGACUGCAUACAGACAGUCAGGCUUUCAAGGAUGUAUUAUUCAAGAAUGCGCACUGUAAAAACUUUGAAUUGUCAAAUUAACAAUAUACCUCCAUAAAGUUUUCAGAUUACAAUUUGGACGACUAGGGCAUGAAGAACUCGAGUAUUUCAAGAAAAAAAAAUUGUCUAGAAAGUAAUUACAAUCUCGUUUCUGUCAAGCAGGAAAUGAAAGACUGCAGAUAUACAUACAAAAAAAUUACAGUUGAAAACUUAUAAGGCUGGUAAUAAGCUCUCAUUUGCGUUACCCCCACUAAUAACUCGCCAGAUUAUUAAAACAUAUACUAACCUACCGUAUUUGAUUAAAUGAUGAAUUGUACCAUAUUAAAUUAUAGUCAAUUUUGUGUUUAUAAUGAUAUUAUUUUGUUAUUUAUUUUAAAGAUUUUAAUUAACUGAUAGAGAAUGCAUAUCAACUAGUCGAAUUUUUUUAUUUUAUUAAAUAUACCUGGCAUUAUUAA